This is a messenger RNA of Protobothrops mucrosquamatus (brown spotted pit viper), 2481 nucleotides long. RefSeq names its product mitogen-activated protein kinase kinase kinase 11 (gene MAP3K11). Gene Ontology annotation, cellular component: centrosome. Gene Ontology annotation, biological process: protein phosphorylation; positive regulation of apoptotic process; microtubule-based process. The coding region runs from base 1 to 2481 and encodes 826 amino acids. The record is from RefSeq and is a predicted model, not a curated record. Gene Ontology annotation, molecular function: ATP binding; protein binding; JUN kinase kinase kinase activity. Lineage: Eukaryota; Metazoa; Chordata; Lepidosauria; Squamata; Viperidae. The transcript has 11 exons.
AUGGAGCCACUGAAAAGCAUGCUGCGCAAGGCCCCUCUGGUGGGCGGAUGGGGGCCAGGUUCCCGGGCCGGGGCUCCCACCACCACCUACGCCAACCCGGUCUGGACGGCGUUGUUUGACUACGAGGCGGCCAGCACGGACGAGCUGACGCUGCGCAAGGGCGACUUGGUGGAGGUCCUGUCCUGGGACUCGGCCAUCUCCGGGGACGAAGGCUGGUGGGCCGGCAAGCUCCACGACCGCGUGGGCAUCUUCCCGGCCAACUAUGUCUCGCCCAAGACGGGGGCCUACGCCGGGCCCGGGGACCCUCCCGAGGCCGACUUUCGGGACCUGACGCUGGAGGAGGUGAUCGGGGUGGGGGGCUUCGGGAAGGUCUACCGGGGCAGCUGGCGGGGGCAGUUGGUGGCGGUCAAGGCGGCCCGCCAGGACCCGGAUGAGGACAUCAGCACCACGGCCGAGCGGGUGCGCCAGGAAGCCCGUCUCUUUGCCAUGCUGAAGCACCCCAACAUCAUCGUCCUGAAGGCCGUCUGCCUGCAGGGGCCCAACCUGUGCUUGGUGAUGGAGUAUGCCGCCGGAGGACCACUCAGCCGGAUGCUGGCCGGACGCCGCAUCCCGCCGCACAUCCUCAUCAACUGGGCCGUCCAGAUCGCGCAGGGCAUGGACUACCUUCACUGCGGCGCCAUCGUGCCCGUCAUCCACCGGGACUUGAAAUCCAACAACAUCCUGCUGAGCGAACACGUGGACGAUGGUGAGGUCAGUGGGAAGACCCUAAAGAUCACCGAUUUCGGGCUGGCCAGAGAAUGGCACAAAACCACUAAGAUGAGCGCGGCUGGGACUUACGCCUGGAUGGCGCCGGAAGUCAUCAAAAAUUCCACUUUUUCCCGCGGUAGCGACAUCUGGAGUUACGGAGUGCUCCUGUGGGAACUCCUCACCGGCGAAGUUCCAUACCGGGGAAUUGACGGGCUGGCAGUGGCUUAUGGGGUUGCCGUCAACAAACUCACCCUUCCGAUACCUUCCACGUGCCCAGAAUCCUUUUCACGUCUGAUGACAGAGUGCUGGCAGCAGGACCCCCAUGCGCGCCCCAGCUUUGCCUCCAUCCUUGAUCAGCUGACGGUCCUCGAAACGCAGGUGCUGCGCGACCUGCCACAAGAAUCCUUCCACUCCAUGCAGGACGACUGGAAAGUGGAGAUCCAGGAUAUGUUCGACGAGCUGCGGGCAAAAGAGAAGGAGCUGUUGAGCCGCGAGGAGGAGCUGAAUCAGGCGGCGCUGAAGCAGAAAUCCCAGGAGGAGUUCCUCCGCCAGCGGGAACACGAACUGGCCCAGUGGGAGCUGGAGGUUUUUGAGCGCGAACUCAGUCUCCUGAUCCAGCAGAUGAACCACGAUCGGCCGCACGUGAAGAAGCGCAAGGGCACUUUCAAGAGAAACAAGCUCCGAGGCCGGGACAGCGAGCACAUCAGCAUGCCGCUUGAUUUUAAGCAUCGCAUCACAGUUCAGGCUUCCCCAGGGCUGGACAAAAGGAAGGAUUUCUUUGAUGUGGGAGCUGGUGGCUCUCCCACCUUCCCACGGUUCCGAGCUAUCCAAUUGGAACCGAGCGAGAAGGAUCAGAACCGGACCCGACAAGCACCCCGUCGGGGAGACGAGACCUGGAACGGCCAUACCAAGAGCCCGGGGUCCCCCAAAAUGUCUGAGCGCAGUACACAAAAUGGCAGGAGAAGAUCGCGUCCAGAAGAGACGACGUGGUACGUAGAACCGGGCGGUUCCCCUGUACACUCGCAGCUGCAUCCACAGUCCAGCCAAAACGGUGAUAUUCCCAUCACCUCGGCAGAAACCGAGGAGCCAACACUGGAAAGGCCGAGCGGGCCCAGACUCAUCGAGAGAGUCCUGCUCCGGGGUUCAGCCUUGCUGGCCGCCCUGGGCUUGGGCCGGGAGUUGCCGAUCCCCUCUCAGGAGAGGCCCGUGGAGGGGCCAGGUGCUAGGAAGCCCUCUCCCCGAAGAGACCCCACCCCUGCCCUGCAGGUGGAGCCCUGCACGGACGACGCUGCCACGGAGCUCCUCAUUGACCUGGCCUCGGUGGGGGACAGGACCGCCUUGCCGCCCCUCUGGACGAGGGAGUCACCCAGGGUCCCUCAGCUCGCGGAAGGCCGGACCACCAAGACCCCAAAGUGGGAUGGCGCUUUCCCGUCUCCCUCCUCCCCCCGCAGCCCCCGCUCCCCUCGCCCCUCCCUUCACCCCACCCUCAUUUCCCGCCCCCGCCCUUCCCCAAUCCGCAGCCGGAUCGACCCUUGGAGCUUCGUGUCGUCGGGAUCUCGGGCCUCGCCAGCGGUCACCCCGGUCCAGUCCCCCCGUCUGGGCCCACGUCAAGUCAAAACCUCCGGUCCCGAAAGCACCAAUCCUUUCGGGGCGCCCAAUUCGAAUCCGUUCGCCUGGGGGGACUUUUCGGCACCCGCCGACCCUUUUCUCGGGAGCUCCACGCGGAACCCCUAA